This is a messenger RNA of Phascolarctos cinereus (koala), 1761 nucleotides long. RefSeq names its product A-kinase interacting protein 1 (gene AKIP1). Gene Ontology annotation, biological process: regulation of non-canonical NF-kappaB signal transduction. Gene Ontology annotation, cellular component: nucleoplasm. The record is from RefSeq and is a predicted model, not a curated record. NCBI's taxonomy places the organism in Eukaryota, Metazoa, Chordata, Mammalia, Diprotodontia, Phascolarctidae.
GGGAUGGGGCUGGGAAUGCUGCGUGGUGGCACGCUGGCCCACGUUCUUUCGCGCCGGGGCCCGAGUGCGGUCAGGGAGGAAGGAAGGUAGCGCACACCUUUGCUCCAAUGGCUGCAGCCCUUCCGCGCGCACUCCCCCAGGGUAGGAUGGACGACUACCCCGAGGACCGUUCACUGAACUGGCUGGACAGAGAAACCCAGAAGCGCCUUAGCAGACAGGGCCGGGAGGUGCUGCAGCGGGCGCAGAGGAGAGCUGUCAACCGGUCCUCACUGGGGGAAGAUCUUCGGGGAGAAGGGAAACCGAUAAACCUCAAUACUUCAUUCAAUACAAUGAUGGAAUACAUGGAUUACGUUUCAAGCCAGUGUGGGAGGUUUCAUUCUGUACCAGAAAAGGCAGCGCUGAAUCAUGUCUACAGAUAUCACCAAAACCACUCGGACCCAAUGUCCUCUUCCUGGGUGAGACGGAAAAAAUCCACAUCCCAAGACCCUAGAGAGAGCUACCAAGUAACAAAGAUUGGCCCAGGACCAUCCAUGUUUGAUCCAGGAUCAUCCAGGUUUGACCCAGGACCAUCCAAGUUUAACACAGGACCAUCCAGGUUUAACUUGGGGUCAUCCAAGUUUGACCCAGGACCAUCCAGGUUUGACCCAGGACCAUCCAGGUUUGACCCAGGACCAUCCAAAUUUGACCCAGGACCAUCCAGGUUUUACGCAGGACCAUCCAGGUUUGACUUGGGGUCAUCCAAGUUUGACCCAGGACCAUCCAGGUUUGACCCAGGACCAUCCAGUGUUGGCCCAGGACCAUCCAGGUUUGACCCGGGACCAUCCAGGUUUGACCCGGGACCAUCCAGGUUUGACCCGGGACCAUCCAGGUUUGACCCGGGACCAUCCAGGUUUGACUCGGGAUCAUCCAGGUUUGACACAGGGUCAUCCAGUCUUGGCCCAGGACCAUCCAGGUUUGACCCAGGACCAUCCAGGUUUGACCCAGGACCAUCCAGUCUUGGCCCAGGACCAUCCAGGUUUGGCCCAGGACCAUCCAGUCUUGGCCCAGGACCAUCCAGGUUUGGCCCAGGACCAUCCAGUCUUGGCCCAGGACCAUCCAGGUUUGGCCCAGGACCAUCCAGUCUUGGCCCAGGACCAUCCAGGUUUGGCCCAGGACCAUCCAGGUUUGACUCGGGGUCAUCCCAGUUUGACCUAGGACCAUCCAGUCUUGGCCCGGGACCAUCCAAGUUUGACCCAGGACCAUCCAAGUUUGACACAGGGUCAUGGAGUCUUGGCCCAAGAUCAUCCGAGUCUAUGGCCAGAACAAGUUCAAAGGACAUCACGAUAGAAGUUUGUCCAGGCACCUAUACUGUCACAGUAGGGUCCCCUAAUGUAACCACAACGCACAUGAUAGAGGUUGACUCAGGAGAAAUCAUCGAUCUGAGUUUCCCUCUUUAACACUGGUCAGCACCGGUUUUUUUUUUUUAAUAGCAAAGAGUAUUAAACCAAACCACCCUGCGGUUCUCUUUGUCACUAUUUAUGCACGAAAAGUAUGUCCAUGGAGUGCCAAUCAAGCAGGUCAGAUAUCCUAGGAGCUCUGGUCUGUCUUGAAGAGUGUUUUAACUAAAUGCUCUGAAAGGGGAGAGAAAGGACGUAUCUCUUGCCUUCCCCAGCCUGAAUGUGAGGAAUCAUGUGCCUUGAUAUUUGACUGUAAAAUUGUGAUUGUUUUCUUUUUCCUUAUGCAGUUAAUCAUGGAAAUAAAGAAAUUUUGGAAGUAAAAAGA